CUGACGUAUCGAUACGCAGUCGCUCUGUCGAUGAAUCGAUUCUACUAUAUCGAUUACUGAAUCUCGCAAUCAAAUUACGAGUUCCGACAAUAAGGAUUUUUGGAAUCGAUACCAUGCUACUACAUCCGGGAGAAAUAUGAAAAUGGUUAGCAGGUUACCGUGGCAUUAUUAUAUUUUAAAAUAUUUUGUAAAAACAACGUUACAAGAUAUUAGUUAAGAGAAUGCAUUAAUGUCGGCAUCGAUCACGGACGCUAAAGUGCCACCAUUCGUCAACUUUGUAAUCGGUGCCAUAUCAGGAGUGGCAGCUCAGGUACCAACGCAUCCUAUGGACGUUCUUAAAAUACGCAUGCAAGUGUCACGAAAUACUUUACGCAACACAGUACUCCAAACAUUCAGGACGAGCGGAGUUUUUGGUUUUUACACAGGACUGAGCGCGGGUCUUCUUCGUCAGCUGACUUACACCACUAGCAGACUUGGAAUUUACACCACGUUGUUCGAUAUCGCAGAACAACAUUUUGGUCGUUUAAAUUAUGCAACGAUGAUUAGCCUCGGAAUGGUAGCUGGCGUAAUGGGCUCUUUUGUUGGUACUCCUACGGAUCUGGUAUUGAUUCGCAUGGUGGCUGAUAUACAUCUACCAGCAGAAAAACAAAGAAAUUACAAGAAUGCAAUCCAUGGUAUUGUCAAUGUAUGGAAGACUGAGGGGUUCACCAGAUUAUGGCGAGGAGCAGUGCCCACGAUGGGCAGGGCAGCGGUCGUCAAUGGAACACAGCUAGGUACAUAUACCAGAGCGAAGAUGUUGCUGGAAGACACAGCAUACAUAAAAAAUGAUAUACAACUGCAAUUUGCUGCUGCCAUGAUGUCCGGUAUAGUCACAUGUUUUGCUUCGAUUCCGAUAGACGUUGCUAAAACUAGAAUUCAAAACUUGAAACAAUUCACAAGAUCACCUACCGUUGUCGCUACAAUCAUUAACAUUACUAAAACGGAAGGUUUAACAUCGCUAUGGCGCGGUUUCCUUCCGUAUUAUUCCCGAGCAGCGCCUAACACUGUAAUCACUAUGAUUCCGAGUCGCACGGUCGUGUACGUGGCCUGUCUCACUAGACCGGCUGUCAAUCCAUUGUAAAAUGCCAAGAUGCCUUCCUUGCUGUAUGUGAUGCUGAUUGUGUCCAGAAUCGAUGCUUUGCCCUUGAGCACUUGCAUCCUAUUCUUGAUUACGUCCAUCGGAUGAACCACACAAGUUGCUGCCAUUCUGAAGCAGAUAUUUAAGACGUCAUUUGGAUUAUCAUAUAAAAAUGGAACAUUGAAUUGAAAAAUACGGAAGAACAGACGACACAGUUGAUUCAUCAGAACGCAUUUCAUCACUUGAAACGGAACAGUGGGUAUGUCACUGAAAGGUUUUUAACCUUGAAGAACAAUCGGCAUUUUUAAACUUUGAAUUGCUAAUAUGGGAGUACGUAUAUAUCAAAAGUCAUGAUUUCAAAGUAGAGUGUAAUAAUUGUCAUAGAAGCAUAACUGUUGCUGUUAGAACUCAUUUUAAUGAUCAUGUUGAAGAUGAACAUCAUUUGGCAAGUCAACUAAGCUGAAUAAAAAAAUGGCAAUUUGUCCUUCCCCGAAAGUUGACAAUGGGAACUUUAUCGGCGUCUAAAUAGUAUCACUAGUUGCAAUAAUGGUAGUUUUAAUUUUGACGAUUUUAUAUCACUAAAAGAUAUAUACAAGAAAAGUGACAUAUAUAGCCCUGACGUAUAAUAAUUUGUUUUAUGUUUUUAAAAUUA
This is a messenger RNA of Linepithema humile (Argentine ant), 1769 nucleotides long. The record is from RefSeq and is a predicted model, not a curated record. NCBI's taxonomy places the organism in Eukaryota, Metazoa, Arthropoda, Insecta, Hymenoptera, Formicidae.